AUGGCAUCCACCCGCCAGAUCGCCAGGCUGGUUGCCUCUCGUCGCUCCCCCUUCAUGCCGCUGGGUUCGACCGCAAACUUCUCUUCCUCGACCAUUCGCGCAGCUACACCCGCCGGUCCCCCUCAACCUGGCUUCCGCCUGCCCGCCCAAAAGACCUGGGAGAAUGAUGGAAAGAGUGCUAUGAACCGUGCCUCCGAGUACUUCUUGCUCAUGGAGAUGUUCCGCGGCAUGUACGUCGUCAUCGAGCAGUUUUUCCGCCCACCUUACACUAUCCUGUACCCCUUCGAGAAGGGUCCCAUCUCCCCCGUUUCCGUGGAGAGCACGCUCUGCGUCGUUAUCCCACCGGCCAUUACCAUUGAGGCGGAAGAGCGUGUGGAUGGAAGCCGCCGGACGACCCGUUACGAUAUCGAUAUGACCAAGUGCAUCUACUGUGGCUACUGCCAAGAGUCCUGCCCUGUGGACGCCAUUGUUGAGACCUCCAACGCCGAGUACGCCACCGAGACCCGCGAGGAGCUGCUCUACAACAAGGAGAAGCUGCUCGCCAACGGUGACAAGUGGGAGCCCGAGAUUGCUGCCGCUGCCCGUGCUGAUGCUCCCUACCGAUAA
Molecule: messenger RNA, 606 nt
Organism: Penicillium cosmopolitanum
Lineage: Eukaryota; Fungi; Ascomycota; Eurotiomycetes; Eurotiales; Aspergillaceae
Product: NuoI/complex I 23 kDa subunit family protein
Exons: 4
Coding region: 1-606 (201 amino acids)
Biological process (GO): mitochondrial respiratory chain complex I assembly; mitochondrial electron transport, NADH to ubiquinone
Cellular component (GO): membrane
Molecular function (GO): NADH dehydrogenase activity; 4 iron, 4 sulfur cluster binding
Source: RefSeq, a predicted model, not a curated record